AUGGUGUUUGAAAAGUUGUUUAUGAAAAUUUUAAAUAAAGAAAGGAAGCCGAAGCAAAUUAGCAUUUUAAUCAUCGGCCUUAAUAAUUCUGGAAAAUCAACGAUUGUAAACUUUUUCAAAAACAAAGAUGUUCGAAAGUCUGUCUCAAUACCGACAAUUGGUUUCAACAUUGAACACUUUGAGAAUCAAGGUGUAUCGUUCACAGCUUAUGAUAUGGCUGGAAUUGGCAGGUAUCGGAAUUUAUGGGAACACCAUUUUAAAACAUGUAAUGGAAUUGUUUUCGUGAUUGAUUCCAGUGAUCGAAUGCGCUUAGUUGUUGUUAAGGAUGAGUUGGAUUUGUUGCUUCAACAUCCGGACUUGAAACGCCGCAGGGUUCCUAUUCUUUUUUUUGCUAAUAAAAUGGAUUGUAUCGAUGCGCUAUCAUCUGUUAAAAUUGCUGCUGGAUUAAAUUUGGAGAAAGUGGAUAAUAAACCUUGGCAAAUAUGCUCAUCGAACGCAUUGAGUGGCGAAGGUUUGCAAAAUGGAGUUCACUGGUUAACGUCACAGAUAAAAGAAUGUGUUCUAACGCCACCCGAUAAAGAAGUUUACGACUAAAAUGACGUGAUGAAUGUUUCGUGAAUUUCGAGACAAAAUGAAAAUGAACAUUUCAUGUUUGUUUUUUGGAAAGCUUUUAUUUCAUGGAUAAUUUGCAAUGUUUUUGUUUAAUUUUUGGCUCAUAUGUGAAUAAAAUUCGGAGACAUGUAACUGAUAUCUUAAGAC
This is a messenger RNA of Clunio marinus, 759 nucleotides long. Lineage: Eukaryota; Metazoa; Arthropoda; Insecta; Diptera; Chironomidae. The record is from the annotation of a GenBank genome assembly.